CAAAGUAUGUUUGAUACGUAUCGAGUUUGACAGAUAUCUAACCUUUAAAAGCUCGAAUUUUACGCUUGAUAACUUGUUUCGCAAGACAGACCGCCGCAUUUUUUAUCGGAUUCUUUCGUUUUGAAUGAAAACGCGUUGAAUAAGUACAUUUUUACUAAGAUUUGAGGUGAGGAGAUAUUCUAAAUAAAUACUGAAGUUUACAACAAGGGUGUCUUACCUUUAAGACUGGUUGAAGACAUAUUUCCAUCUGAAGGAAGAUUAUCCCUACUUUACGCACACCACGCACUUUUGCAUACAGAUUUAUCAAGAAUUAGAAAAUAUGCGAAUUAUGCGAAAUGGAACAUCAGAGAUAAUAAAAAAGCAAGGGACCCUGUCCUGGCAAUAGGCGUGGUAGAAAGCUUUCAAAACCCUCCAACCGGAGGGGUCAACAAAAAAAGUACCUUUAUUCGUGUACAUAAAUAUAUUUUUAUUGCAAUUUAAAAAAAAAUGACGAAACAUUGUGAGGUACUUAAUUGUCCAAAUCGAAAUAAAGGAAAAUACAAGAUUCAUGUGUUUAGCUUUCCGCAAAUAGAAAGCAUAGCAGCUAAAUGGAUUGAAGCAACCGGACGGAAAAAAUUUAUACCUAACAAAUACAGCGCAAUUUGCAAUAUCCAUUUUAAAUCGGAAGAUUUUAGCAACACUACAAGAAGAAAACAGUAAAAAUAAAUAUAAGUGAAAUAAGAAAGC
Messenger RNA from Mycetomoellerius zeteki, 726 nucleotides. RefSeq names its product THAP domain-containing protein 1-like. Gene Ontology annotation, molecular function: sequence-specific DNA binding. The record is from RefSeq and is a predicted model, not a curated record. NCBI's taxonomy places the organism in Eukaryota, Metazoa, Arthropoda, Insecta, Hymenoptera, Formicidae. Bases 487 to 699 code for a protein of 70 amino acids. The transcript has 3 exons.